Molecule: messenger RNA, 2351 nt
Organism: Phascolarctos cinereus (koala)
Lineage: Eukaryota; Metazoa; Chordata; Mammalia; Diprotodontia; Phascolarctidae
Gene: KRT13
Product: keratin 13
Biological process (GO): intermediate filament organization; epithelial cell differentiation
Cellular component (GO): cytoskeleton
Molecular function (GO): structural molecule activity
Source: RefSeq, a predicted model, not a curated record
UUUGUCCAGGGUCACAGAAUAAGCAUCAGAAGUGUUAUUAUGGGAUGGCCUUGGAGACAUGAGAAUCAGCUGCUAUGGCACUAGGGAAGGAGUGAGUCCAUAUCAGACAUCUUGCGACCCAGAAUGGAAGAAGAAGAAAAAAAGAUUGUAGCUAAUGAGGCUUGGGUCACAAAAGUGAUAAUAAUGGUUGGAGGUAGCACUAGGAAAGGCUGAGGUCUUGCAGAAAAGUUGUGAAUGCAAAGGGCUGCUUUCCAUCGACAAGGUAUCUUUGUAGGCAUUGUUUCCAUGGUGUCCUUCUAAUAUUGGGUGGGGCUGGAAGACCUGUGGAAGUUUGCCUCCUAAGUUCAGAGGUGAAAUGAAUUCAAUUGUCAAAAAGGUAGUCUCAAGCAAAACAUCAUUCUCUGAAUCAUCUCCUUUGUUACAGGAUUAAAAAAAAACACUCCAAAAAGCCACUACCCACCCUGAAACACAGAAAGGCAACUGGGCUUUAGGGAAACAGGAGUGUCAUUGGCAUGGACCUUGAGGGUGGGGAAGGGAGGAGGAGCCAUCUCCAUGGAAGGUGUAUAAAAGAGGCCCUGUUUUAGGGAAGAGUCACAUACUCUUGGGUCUAGCUCAAUCUGAACAAAAGCCUAACCCAGGUUCUCUAGCUGCUAUAGCCAUGAGUUGCCGUCUUCAGUCCUCAUCUUCUGCUUAUGGAAGUGGUUUUGGUGGUGGCUCUUGCCAACUGGGAGGAGGUCGGGGUAUGUCUAGCUGCUCAAGUAGGUUUGUAUCCUCUGGCUCAGUGGGAGGCUAUGGUGGUGGAAUAAGCUGUGGUUUUGGUGGAGGAUCUGGUAGUGGUUUUGGUGGGGGCUUUGGUGGUAGUGCUGGAGGUGGAUAUGGAGGAGGCUUCGGAGGAAGCUUUGGAGGUGCCUUUGGUGGUGGCUUUGACUUGGGUGGUGGAGAUGGCGGGCUCUUGACUGGCAAUGAGAAGAUCACCAUGCAGAACCUCAAUGACCGCCUGGCCUCCUACCUGGACAAAGUACGGGCUCUAGAGGAGGCCAAUGCUGACCUGGAGGUCAAGAUCCGGGAUUGGCAUCUAAAGCAAAGCCCCACAAGCCCCGAGCGGGAUUACAGCGCCUUUUACAAGACCAUUGAGGACCUCCAGGAAAAGAUCCUGACAGCCACUAUUGACAACUCUCGGGUCGUUCUGGAGAUUGACAAUGCCAGGCUGGCUGCUGAUGACUUCAGGCUCAAGUAUGAGAAUGAACUGGGCCUGCGCCAGAGUGUGGAGGCUGAUAUCAAUGGCCUGCGCAGGGUGCUGGAUGAGCUGACCCUCUCCAAGGCUGACCUGGAGAUGCAGAUCGAGAGCUUGAAUGAGGAACUGGCCUUCCUCAAGAAGAACCAUGAAGAGGAAAUGAAGGAAUAUAGCAACCAGGUGGUGGGCCAGGUCAACGUGGAGAUGGACGCUACCCCUGGCAUUGACCUGACCCGUACACUGGCUGAAAUGAGAGAGCAGUAUGAGGCCUUGGCAGAGAAGAACCGCAGGGAUGCCGAGGCCUGGUUCCAACAGAAGAGUGAAGAGCUGAACAAGGAGGUCACUACUAGCACUGAAAUGAUCCAGACCAGCAAGACUGAGAUCACAGAACUGAGACGCACUCUCCAGGGGCUGGAGAUCGAGCUGCAGUCUCAGCUCAGCACAAAAGCCGGGCUGGAGUCUACUGUGGCAGAGACAGAGUGCCGCUAUGCCAUGCAGUUGCAACAAAUCCAGGGGCUAAUCAGCAGCAUUGAGGCCCAGCUGAGCGAUCUCCGUAGUGAGAUGGAAUGCCAGAACCAGGAAUACAAGAUGCUGCUGGACAUCAAGACACGGCUGGAGCAGGAGAUUGCCACAUACCGCAGCCUGCUGGAGGGCCAGGACUCCAAGAUGACUGGCUUCCCCACUUCUGGAACAACCUCUGUCAGCAGCAGCAGCAGCAGCACUAACAUUUCUUCUGGGAGCCGCCGGGUUUCCGACACCAGAAAGCCAUAAAUCUGCCCAGCCUUUGGCCCCCUCCUCUCUCCAACAGUCACUACACAUGAGAAGUCAAGAGGAAUGAAACAUGCUAGGCUUCUGACCAGAGAGCUCAGCCCACCCAAGUCCCUCCAGUCACUGUCCCUGGUCACUCACCCUAGGAGCGCUAAAGAUGAGGGCUCUUCUCUUAGUCAGCUGCUUCUCCCACCUCACUGUGAUUGUGUGACUGUCAUUGUGAUGUGCCUUUUCAGGAAAGGGGAGGGCAUUCUUCCAUCUCUCUCUCUCUUUCUCUCUUUCCCUCUCUCUCAUGUUUCAUGAAAUGAAAGUAAUUCAAUAAAGGUUUCCCGCUGUUUCUGCAAAUGUA